Molecule: messenger RNA, 4884 nt
Organism: Penicillium canariense
Lineage: Eukaryota; Fungi; Ascomycota; Eurotiomycetes; Eurotiales; Aspergillaceae
Exons: 4
Coding region: 1-4884 (1627 amino acids)
Biological process (GO): nucleoside metabolic process
Molecular function (GO): catalytic activity; protein binding
Source: RefSeq, a predicted model, not a curated record
AUGAGCCACUACGAUAAGUAUACCGUUGGUUGGAUAUGCGCUUUAUCACUUGAGAUGGCGGCUUCCAAUAUCAUGCUGGACAAGACACACAAUGUUUUAGAACAGCCUCAAAAUGAUCCGAACUCGUAUAUAUAUGGAGAAAUUGGCAGUCAUCACAUAGUGAUUGCUUGCCUACCAGAUGGCGUUUAUGGUACUAUCUCCGCCGCAAAUGUGGCAGCUCAAAUGACUCGAACCUUUCGAAACCUCCAAUACCGUUUCAUGGUGGGAAUCGGAGCAGGAAUUCCAAGCGAAUCAACUGAUAUUCGACUUGGCGAUGUGGUUGUUAGCAAACCGACCAGUACAUUCGGGGGUAUUGUGAACUACGACUCGGGGAAACUUUUCUCGUCCGAAUUUCAACGAAUCGGCACCCUGAACAAGCCUCCGCCUGAUAUGCUAAUGGCGCUUUCGAAAUAUCGGUCUCUAGCUGAGGUUGACCGCAUUCACGAAAGCCCCAUCCAACAAAUCCUCUCAAAAGUUAGGGGCCUGAAAAGUGGAAGGGGAGAAAGGUUUGCUGCGCCUAGUCCCAAACACGAUAGACUGUUUCAGAUGGACUAUGAACAUGAAUCGAAAGACAGCUCAUGUCAUAAAUGUGACUCGGGAAAGACAGUAUCGCGGCCCCAAAGGAAAACAACGGAUCCGGUAGUACACUAUGGGAUUAUUGCUUCCGGGGACACUCUACUAAAGAAUGCCACAAUGAGAGAGCAACUUCGUCUUCAGUAUGGUGCAUUAUGUGUCGAUAUGGAAUCAGCAGGUCUGGUAGACAGUUUCUCUUGUCUGGUUAUCAGGGGCAUAUCUGACUAUGCCGACUCCCACAAAAAUAAUUUGUGGCAACCAUACGCCGCAGUCGUGGCCGCAGCUUAUACGAAAAGUCUGCUCCAGUCGAUUCCACAGCGCAUUAUUACUGCUCCUCUACAACCCGCCAUAGAAAUUGGCGACGGAUGUGUUGUGCUGGCACCUUGGGAGAAAUUUCUUCGGAGCCUGGAAGAACAUAACCCUCUAUAUGAAAGAAACCGAAUUCAAGAGCAAAGUGGAGGGGUGUUGAAAGCAUCGUGCGAAUGGAUAUUGAGCGAUCAUGGUUACAAAACCUGGGAGACAAGAAAGCACAACAGCCUACUCUGGAUUCAUGGGGAGCCUGGAAAAGGGAAAACUAUUCUCUCGCUUGGUAUCAUUGAACGACUAUCCAAAGAACUCCCCUCCGGAUACCUGGCAUACUUUUUCUGCCAGAAUCCCCGGUUUAACCAGGUCACCGACAUUCUGAAAGGGAUUCUUCAUGCUUUGCUUUGCGAAAACCCAUCUAUUGAGCCUCAGGUAUAUGCCAAAUAUGCCCGGGGUGGUGCCUGCACCGACUCAAAUGAAGUUUUUUUUCUCGGAGAAUUUUUCCUGUUCAUCCUGAACAGCCUACCCGCCAUGCCAACAUUUCUUCUAAUCGACGGGCUAGAUGUGUGCCAGAAGGAUUUACAGUAUCUAUUUUACUUAGUCCAGCAAACCCUCAGCCAGCUUCCACAUGUGAAAUGGUUGAUUUCAAGUCGAAACGAUCAUAACAUAGCAAGGUCGGCCAGCAGAAUAAAGCCUAUGACCGAGAUAUCUCUUGAACUUAACGAUAAUCGAGUGUCCGAGGCUGUUGAGUCCUACCUUGAAUGGCAGACAUUUGAGUUCUUUAAUGCAAAUGUGUCUAUGCUCAGCCGAGGUCAAAUGCUUGCGUCCCUGAGAUCGAUGUCCCAAGGAACCUAUUUGUGGGCUCAGUUCGCUUGCAAGGAACUCCGGUCAUUGCCAUACGAUGAACAACCCCGGUUCUUUACUGAAACGCCUACAGAUCUGGAAGAUAUGUAUAGAAUGAUGAUUCAAAAAUUGGAGGAAACUUUGAUUCCAGAAGAUUUGGACGAGACAAUUUUCUUGAUUCACGAAUCAGCACGAGCGUAUCUUCGCAAGAAGAUUCUCGGGACCAUUUCUGCCGAUAUGCACGCUGAGAUAGCAUCUCAGUCUAUCUUUUACCUCUCUGGUAACUUACAGAGAGAUAUUUGCAACCUUCGGGAUCCCAGCAUUAGUGUUGAACAAGUAUCUACCAAGUGUGAAAAGCUGAAAAAUAUCCGGUAUGCCUCCCUGUACUGGGUCGAUCACUUGAGUCAGGCAGAUGCUUUGGCAGAGAAUCGAGCAGCUCAGGAUAGGGGCAACGAAAUCGAGAAAUUUCUACAAAAUUUCUUUUUGCCGUGGGUUGAGUCGAUAAUUCUGCUUAAUUGUUAUUCAAAGGGAAUCUGCAUGGUCAAGACACUUAAGAGAAUUUUGCAGGUAAUGGACACUCCCAAUAAAGAUGAAACCCCCCUUCCCAAUCUAACGCUAUGUGAAUUCCAGAAACAUAGGUUCCCGGAUCUUUAUGCCUUUCUCAAUGAUGCGGAGAAGUUUAUGCUUUGGAGCAGAGAUGUCGUUGAAGAGGCACCUCUUCAACUUUACAUAUCUGCGCUUGCCUUUGCCCCGAGGAAGAGUAUUAUCAAGCUCGUGUUUCAGGAUCACCUCCCGCCAUGGUUUGAAUUUUCCAAUGACCUUCAUGAUGACUGGUAUCAACGCCCGUUAGUCCCAAUGAGCCCAAACCCUUUCAGGGACAGUGCCAAUUUUGUGACCUAUGCGUGCUUCAGUCCUGAUAGUAACAAAAUCCUCUGUGGAAACGAGCGCGGCCAAAUCCAAGCUUGGGAUGUUGAGACGCUGAGAGUUCUUGGCUACUGUAGCCUUCACUCAGAGCCAAUCAUAAUGAUCAAGUGCUCUCAUAAUGGACAACUUAUUGCUUCGAUCACAGAGAGUCAGAUCCGCGUGCUAUCGAUUUCGGACUUUGAAUCAUGCGUGACUCUCGACGGAUAUCCCAAAGCAGCCAAGACUUUGGUAUUCUCCCAAGACAGCAAUUUAAUUGCAAUCGCCUGCACCGAUUUCCGGAUUUGUGUCUGGUGCACACGGAGCGGAGCAAUUCAAGCAGAGCUUGCCGGGCACGUGAAGGAAAUAGAUACAUUGGAAUUCAUUCCGUGCUCCCGGCGACUACUGAGUAUAUGUGUCAGGAAAACAGCCAUAAUGUGGGACAUUGACACGGAGGGCCAAAUUUGGGCCUUGGAGGGAUAUGUGAAGCCUCACAAAUUGCCUGCCCCUUCCCCGGGAACCACUUGGCCAAUUUGCACACUCAAGAACAAUUGCGUCGGAAUUCACGAUCCUUUCACGGCUAAAGCUCAGUGGAGCUCAACAUCUCAGCUCGAAGUCAGAUUUGUGUUGUACCGCCCAUUACAGCUCUUGGUGCGUGUCUUUUCGAACGGGUCUGUCGAUGUUUGGAACCUAAGGUCAUUUGAUCUUGUCUUCAACACUCAAACCCGAUAUCAAUCCCAUGUGUUUCUUCCUGACGAGGUUGCCGUUUCACCAAAUGCUCGAUAUUUAGCUCUUGGGUCCCGGGAUGGUGUGGAUAUAUGGGAUUGUUUCACUGGUACUUCAAAGCAAGACGUCUUGAACUGGCGGGAAGAGUCCCCAAAAAAAUUUCGCCCAUCUAUUAAAUAUCUUCCAAAUAACCUGAGUUAUGUUGAACUGUACGCAGAUUUGUGGAAGAUCGACCCGAGCAAAAUUCAACCUGACCUCCCAGUGGUCCCGCAAUCGAGCCAAGAUCCUUUUGAGCAAUUCCGCGUUGCCAUAAUACACAAUCGAAACAUUUCAAUAAGGGAUCGAGGGAAUCCGGAAAGAUACGUGUGGCUGUGUGGACAUAUCUCGAAUGUCAAAACUGUUACUUUGUCAGAGUCUGGAAGCUUCUGUCUUUCGACUUCUGAAGACGGGGCAGCGUAUCUCUGGGAAGUUCCAAGUUUGCAUUUAGAGCCUAGUCUCGCAGACCCAGAAUUAUGCGCUUCACCUGGUUCAUCAAACGGCCAUUCUUUCUUCUCACCGGACAAUAAGUUGUUUGUUACCAUCGCCGGUGACAUUCGAAUUGAUAACGUGCAACAGCGCAAAAGGAUAUUCCACCUCCGUGCCCGGGAUAUCGAGCACGGGAAGUUUUCCAAUGACAGCAAAUAUCUGGUGUUUUUUGCAUCUUCCAAGUACUUAGGUCUAUGGAAUGCAGAAACAAACAUCCUGGAAUGGGUACUACCCUUUGAAGCUGGACCACAGGAGGUCGUGCAUAGUCCAAGUUGGGCUUGGCUACCUAAAUGCCGGAUUCUCCGAUGCUGGGGUGAUGAUGUCAACAGAAAAGAAGACGGACAUGCCAAGACUAUCCAUACCAUAAAUUUCUCGGCGAACAAUCGAUGGCUUAUGACCAGCGAUGGUGAGACUAUUCGACUUCGUGAUCCGGCUACCGGAAAACUUCAAUCUUCUUUCGAAAGUGCUUCAUCCUCGCCUCUCCGCCACGCUUUAUUCACUUCUGAUGGCAAAUACGUCAUAUCACUCGAAGGGGAAAGAUCAACACGACUUAUAGAAGUGGAAACAGGCACGAUUGUGUGGACUGAACAGAUAUCUACGACAUGCAACACUCUUCACCCUAAUAAAGGAAUGGGUGUUGUGCCUGUUGCUGCCUUGAAUUCAUCAUUACCUUGUUUUUCGCCACCCUUUUCCAUCAUUGAUGGGUCUACAUCGAAGGAUUAUGGCCCAUCUGCAGUCCUAUCUCCUCAUGAUUUGCUAGUGGCGGUGCGUAUGGGGGCCGAAAGUAUCCACAUUCGCACUGUCAAAAAAGGAGAGCUGCUAUGUGAGUUGAAGUUUUCCGGUCAAUCUAUCCUUGACUUUACAUUUAUCGACGAAGGAGACAAAAUCUCUGUGUUGCUUGAAUUUCAUGACGAAAGAGAACUCCUGAUUUUCAAGUCUCGGGCAGGACAACUGCCCGACUUUCGUUUCCUGUGA